This is a messenger RNA of Lodderomyces orthopsilosis Co 90-125, 291 nucleotides long. RefSeq names its product RNA-binding protein. The record is from RefSeq and is a predicted model, not a curated record. Gene Ontology annotation, molecular function: RNA binding. NCBI's taxonomy places the organism in Eukaryota, Fungi, Ascomycota, Pichiomycetes, Serinales, Debaryomycetaceae. Gene Ontology annotation, biological process: mRNA splicing, via spliceosome. Gene Ontology annotation, cellular component: U4/U6 x U5 tri-snRNP complex; U6 snRNP; Lsm1-7-Pat1 complex. The transcript has a single exon. Bases 1 to 291 code for a protein of 96 amino acids.
AUGAGUGAGGAAACUACUGUCGAAGGAAUAAGUGGAACAAUACCGCAACAGGUACUUCCAUUGGAAGUUAUAGAUAGAUCAAUCGGAAAGAAGGUUCGUAUAUUGAUGACAAGUGAUAAAGAAUUUCGUGGAACACUAAUAGGGUUUGAUGAUUACGUCAACAUGGUCUUGGAAGAUGUUACCGUUGUCACUGAUAAUAACGAUAAAGAUGAGCAAGAUGUAAUUGUCAAGAAAAUGUUGUUGAACGGUGGACAGGUGGCUAUGAUUAUUCCAGACGUGGUAAAUGCAUAA